This is a messenger RNA of Pelodiscus sinensis (Chinese soft-shelled turtle), 1234 nucleotides long. RefSeq names its product FOS like 1, AP-1 transcription factor subunit (gene FOSL1). Gene Ontology annotation, cellular component: nucleus. Gene Ontology annotation, molecular function: DNA-binding transcription factor activity, RNA polymerase II-specific; RNA polymerase II cis-regulatory region sequence-specific DNA binding. Lineage: Eukaryota; Metazoa; Chordata; Testudines; Trionychidae. Gene Ontology annotation, biological process: regulation of transcription by RNA polymerase II. The record is from RefSeq and is a predicted model, not a curated record.
UCUUACGGCCCCAGAGCAGAUCUAGACAUGUUCAGGAACUAUGGAGCGGGCAGUACGGAUGGCCCGGGAUCCUCGUACAACCCUCGCCCUCAGCACCCUGCCCUGCGCAGCAUGGGAUCGGCCGUCGUUCCAGGGACUCCGGGACCAGGGCAGCCGCAGCAGAAGUUCACUCCAGGCCCAAGUACAGGGGCUGGCAGCUUCAUUCCCAGUCUCAACACCAUCACCUCCAGCCAGGUCCUGCAGUGGAUGGUCUCGCCCUCCACCUCCACAGCUGCCCCGUACGCCUGCCCCUCCCCCUCCUACCCCACCGGGGCCCGCCCGGGCGUCAUCCGCACCAUUGGGCCCACGCCUGGGAUACGCCGGAGGCACAACGAGCAUAUGACCCCUGAGGAAGAGGAGCGGCGCAGGGUAAGACGGGAAAGGAACAAACUGGCUGCAGCAAAAUGCCGGAACCGGAGGAAAGAACUAACGGACUGUUUGCAAACGGAGACAGACAUGCUGGAGGAGGAGAAGUCAGUCCUGCAGAAGGAGAUUGCAGAGCUGCAAAAACAGAAGGAAAGACUCGAGCUGAUCUUGGAGGCCCACAGGCCAGUGUGCAAGGUGCAGAAUGAGUCCUCAGGAGAAGAGGAGGAGCAAGGGGGGCUGCCUGCCCCACCCCCUGUCAAGCAGGGGUCCCUGGAGCAUCCACCAGCAGUCCCACGUCGGCAACCCCCCAGGGUGCCUCCACGGAUCAGCCUUCCCCCCAGCGGGGUCCUGGAGCCUGAGGCCUUGCACACUCCCACCCUCAUGGUCACACCCUCACUAACUCCCUUCACUCCCAGCCUGAUCUUCACCUACCCUGCCACAGGGGAGGGGGAGCCUCCUGCUGGCUCAGCCUUCACACCUGAGCCCUGCAGUUCUGCCCACCGGCGUGGGAGCAGCAGUGGUGACCAGUCAUCUGAUUCCCUCAACUCCCCGACCCUGCUGGCGCUCUGACAGGCCUGGCUCCCCCCAGCCAUGUUCUUCCUGCUUGAGAACCAGCCUUGUGACCAGGAACCUUCCAUGUGGUUCCUUCCAGACCAUUUUAGAACUGUUCCCUGUCAUCUCAGAUCUUUCUGGAACCAUCCACCUCAGAUGUGAUAUCAUUCUAGGCCAUUCCAGCACUUCCUCCAUUAUCCCAAUUUUCUGAUUAUUCCAGAUACAUCUGGAUCUCCACUUCCACUUAGACUAGUGGCUACAUCUACACUGUGGCAGU